Molecule: messenger RNA, 1413 nt
Organism: Pedinophyceae sp. YPF-701
Lineage: Eukaryota; Viridiplantae; Chlorophyta; Pedinophyceae
Source: the annotation of a GenBank genome assembly
AUGGGGGACUCAAACAACGCCGCAGAGGCCGAGCUGGCGCUCAACCGCGUCGACGACAGCAGCCAGAUUGCGCUCGACGAUGCGUUCGACAGGGACAUUGACGUCGCCGAGAUGAUCAACGUCGAUUCGCCCUCGGGGGCGGCUGCAAUGGGGGGCACCGCUCGCAUGCCACGCGCGCCUGCGGGGCCGGACAGGCCGGCGGCGUCCCGCGCUCAGAAGCGGCGCAAGACCCCGUCAGUCCUCCUCCAGCGGGACGUGUUCGCGCGCCACGGCGCCUCGCUCGCGCUCGCGGAGAAGGCCGACGAGUCCCUCGACCGCAUGCUCCUCGUCGUCCGCUUCCUCCUCCAGCUCUGCGCCGACGUCGCCCGCCCCCACCCCUCCGUGGACCACCUCCCGCUCGCCACCAUGGGCACGCACUACGUCGGGCAGCGCCAGCUCGGACCGCACGGCGCCGGCACCGUCCUCCUGCACAUCCAGGAGAUGGCGUUCUACGACGGAGAGGAGGUCGAGCCGUACUGUCGGCGGCCGGAGGGCAGCCUGCGCGCGUUCAUGGACAUCAACGCGCGCCCGCAGGCCAAGGUCAAGGGCGGGCGGCUGCGGCGCUCGGUCGCGAUUCGCGUGCAGCUCCGCGCGCGCUGCAAGGUCACGAUGCCGAGCCACGCCGAAACCUACGUGUUCGAGCUCCCGGACGUGCUGAUCAUGGACCCGAUGGGCACCGCCGCUUCGGCCAUCGAGCUGCAGGGCGACGUCAAGAUCUCCGCCCCCGCAAACGGCCUCUCCUGCACGAUGCAGUUCCGCCCCGGCGCCCGCGUCGACGGCUUCGUCGAGCGCUUGAACGGUCUCGCGACGGAGCGGGUCUGCACGUUGUCGGGCGCGUGGGACGGCGAGGUGCACGCGAGCUCCGCCGUGCUGGGUGCGACGGGCCUCGUGUUUACCGCGGUUGCGCCCGGGCAGCCGCCCGUCCAGCGCUCCGUCGACCUGCGGCGGUUCGGCCCGCGGCAGCUCCCGCGCCUGUGGACGGCGAUCCACGACGCGCUCUACUCGAUGGAGCCGGGCGACGCCUCGGCAGGCGCGCUCCCGCAGCAGGCGCUGCGCGAGGUCCGCGCGGAGCUCUCCGACCUCACGAUUCGCAGUCAGCUCGCGGGGGGGGCACCGGGGCUGCUUGCGGCGCAGGGCGCCGCGGAGGCCGGGAAGCCGGCGGGCGCGGGGCGCGACGUCGACGGCGACUCGGACUCGGACGACUCCGACGACGAGGGCUUGCCGCCGCGGAGCGUCGUGCAGAUGCCGCCGUGUAUUUGGGCGAUGAAGAAGCAGGGCCGCGCGAUGUGGUGGCGGCUGCAGUACAGGCUGCUGGUCGUGCCUGGGAGCGUCACGCAGGGCCCGCUGCCGAUGGUGACGUGCAGCGAGCACUGA